This is a messenger RNA of Drosophila ficusphila, 1925 nucleotides long. Its product is annotated as methyltransferase-like protein 17, mitochondrial. Gene Ontology annotation, cellular component: mitochondrial small ribosomal subunit. The transcript has 3 exons. The record is from RefSeq and is a predicted model, not a curated record. Gene Ontology annotation, biological process: translation. Gene Ontology annotation, molecular function: methyltransferase activity; structural constituent of ribosome. The coding region runs from base 81 to 1475 and encodes 464 amino acids. Lineage: Eukaryota; Metazoa; Arthropoda; Insecta; Diptera; Drosophilidae.
AACAACAACACGAACGCCGGUAAACUCGUGUGAUUGUUUUGAUUUUGCGGUUACAUAUUAUAGUAUUUUAAUGGUCUAAUAUGUUUACGUUGAAUUACACAACAAGAACCUUGGUUCCUCGUCUGCAUCGAUUCACCAGCAAAAUCGCCGUGGAUGUGGAACCAGCGGUGAUCUCCGCCCUAGAACAGGCUAGUUUAAAGCCCAGAAAACAUCCUGGUGUAGUAAGGCCCAAUCAUGUGGAGCUACCCAAAAAGCUGAAUGACACCCUUAAACGCAUAGUGGGUGAUCAUCCUGUCAAGAAACUUAUCCAUGAUGGCCAGCAGCUUAAUGCCUACAUCAAAUCCCGCCACCCACCGCCGACACAGGAGGAGGUUGAAAACAAAAAGAAGCUCAUCAUCGAGGAAGUAAACUCUAAGAUGCCACUGGAUCGUCUUGCCACCCUGGAUGAGGAGGAGGCGGAGCGCUGGAAGCGCAAGCGAGAGCUGGAGAUCAACAAGCGGCUGGGCCAGCGCAUCUACGCCUGGAAGCGGAUCGAGUAUGGAGCAUACGAAUCCCUCGUUUACGCCAUUGCCCGCGGUGCCCAGGAAUACGCAGUGAUGAAGCGCAUCCUCUCGGAACUGGCCCAGCGGGAUGAACAGUUCCGUCCGCGCAGCUUUUUUGACUUCGGAUCCGGCAUUGGGACCGGAAUGUGGGUGGCCAGCGAACUUUGGCGCGAUCAUAUUUUCGAGUAUUACAACGUUGACAGAUCACGGGAAAUGAAUGAAAUCUCGGAGCUUAUUCUGCGGGAUGGUCAUGAAAACAAACAAAUACCCCUGCGCAAUGUUUACUAUCGACAGUUCCUGCCCGCCAUCGAAACUAAUUACGAUCUAGUCAUUAUUUCUCACACUCUUUUUGAGCUGGUAGAUAAAGAGCAGCGGGAGGAUGUUCUGCGAAAUCUGUGGCGGAAAUGCGAUGGCUACAUGAUCAUUGCAGAAGAAGGAACGCGUAAAGGUAGCGAGCUAGUCAACGAAGCCAGGCGAUUUUUAUUGGAGCAGGACCAAGAAGGUCACACUGUGGCACCUUGUCCGCAUGAUGUAGUUUGUCCACGUCUCAAGGAUCUGGCUGAUCGCACGCCCUGCAACUUCCCGGUUUCCUAUGUUCCUCUUCGUUUGGGCAGCGACUCUUUAGCAGACCGGCACACCUCCCUUUAUAGCUACGCUAUCCUGAAAAAGGGCCCCCAAUCCGAUAGCUCCAGUUCCUGGCCGCGGAUUGUGCGUCCAACCUUGGUUAGGUCAAAGCAUGCCAUUUGUAGGGUUUGCACGGAAGAAGGAAAUCUCCAAGAGGUCAUCUUCACAAAGUCCAAGCACGGAAAAUCUGCUUACUCUUGUGCGAAGGUCAGUCGAUGGGGCGAUCGCUUGCCCAUGUCACUGGGUCAGCCGCAGGUGAAAUCUAGCUCCAAAGAACCAGCCACCACAGAGCAACCUGACUUGGCGUAGCUUAAGCUGUUAAAUCAAUAUUUAGGCAUAAAGUUACGCCCUGAAGCUAAUUGACACUAAAAACUGGCAUCCAAUUAGUCGAUUUAAUUAUGUGCAAACAAAUCGUUGCGGGCGGAGCUGAAAUUAAUUAAAUACUUGCAUUUAAAUUAACCAUACAAUCCAAAUGGCAGAGCCGCAUGCUCAUUGAUACUAAAUUUCGAUGAACGGCCAACACACCCUCACCUAGAUUUUAAUGUAUGGCAAGACAAAAGGCGGAUGCGACUGCGGAUGGGUUGGCCCCGCUGCUUUUGGAUCAGCUUGUUAUAUAAUGUCACCUGUAUAUAGAAAGCAGUUGGCUGGCCAAUGGUCAGCCAUGUCAGCACCACCCAUGUGUUGUUGUAUUUGUAGAGGGAUAUUCGAAGUGGCUUUGGAGGCCUUUGUAACUACAAGUGAAGAACAUGUUUGUUUUUU